Molecule: messenger RNA, 1210 nt
Organism: Rhodotorula graminis WP1
Lineage: Eukaryota; Fungi; Basidiomycota; Microbotryomycetes; Sporidiobolales; Sporidiobolaceae
Exons: 9
Coding region: 1-1110 (369 amino acids)
Biological process (GO): transport
Molecular function (GO): transmembrane transporter activity
Source: RefSeq, a predicted model, not a curated record
AUGUCGACUGCUCGAGCUGAGCCCGCCGAGGAUGCGGUAGCACCACGAGCACCAGUACCAGUGCCUUCACCCGUCAGCCCUGCGCUCGACUUUGCUGCCGGGACCAGCUCAGGCAUAGCAUCCCUCCUCGUCGGCCAGCCUCUCGACACCGUCAAGGUCCGCCUCCAGACGCAGCCGCGCACGUCCCUGUGGCGAGGAGGCGGCAUCGAGGCGGCGUGCGAGGUGUCGAGCCGCCAGCUGUACUACAAGGGCGCCGCGCAUGCCCUCGUCCGCGUCGUGCGCGAGGAAGGGAUUGCCGGGUUGUACAAGGGCGUUACAUCUCCAAUGCUCGGCGUCGCCCUCAUGAACGCCUCGGUCUUUACCUCGUACAAGUACGCCAUGAACGCCAUGCUGCCGCAUCCAGAUGCCGAGGCGACACUCGCCCAGGUCACGCUCGCCGGGUCUGCGAGCGGCAUCUUUACCUCGUUCAUCACGACGCCGAUCGACCGCCUCAAGAUCCUGCAGCAGUCGACCUCGGUCGGCCAAGCGCGCCAGCCGUCGCUCCUGUCGCUCGUGCGCUCGCUCCCGCCAACGUCGCUCUACCGCGGCUGGACCGCGACCGUCCUGCGCGACACGGGCUACGGCCCGUACUUCCUCGUGUACGAGUACUUUGUUCGCGGCGGGACGCUCGGCCUCUUUGGCGGCGGCGACAAGGAGCGCGAGCGAGGGAGAGCGGGAGGUCCGAGCGGGGGAGGGGCGGACUUGGUCGACGAGGCGGAGCGGGUCGUGCUCGGCGGCGAGGACGGGCAGGUGGCAGCGAGUGCGACGAGGGUGCUCGUCGCGGGAGGACUGGCGGGCAUCGUCGGGUGGGGCUGCACCUUCCCGAUCGACGUCGUCAAGACGAAGAUGCAGUCGCUCCCUCCUCCCGACCCUUCCUCCUCUCGUUCCUCUUCCUCCUCCUCUCGCUCCGCCCACCCCUACGCGACUGUCCGCUCGACCGUCGCCGCCGUCCUGCGCGAGUCGGGUCCGCGAGGGUUCGUGACGGGCCUCGCGCCGACGCUCGUGCGCAGCGUGCCGGUCAACAUGGUCACGUUCGCCGUGUUCGAGCUCGUCGUUGCGACUUUCCGAUAGAUCACGCCCCUUCUCGUUCGUCUCUCGUCGGCCAUAGAUCCUUAGACGCGCUCUCUCGUAGACUCAGUACCACCACCGCAACGCAAUCCUUUCUGCUCUC